AGCACAGAGCAACACCCUGUUACAGAACACAGUAGACUAUGCUUGCAUCUGUUUACAAUCCUUCAAUCUUCUUUCUGUUUCCAUGGUCGUCAUCCCCUAAACAUGGGUUGUUUAGUUCAUGGAAACAAUUUUCAGGAACUGGGUUGUGUUUGUAUGAUAAUGUGAACAAACUAACAAGAAGAAGAGGUCCAAGACCAAUACCAAUGGCUUUUGGAAGCAACACAGAUGAGGCUGAAGUGGGGGUUCUACUUGGGGAGAGGCUUUAUCUUGGACUGGAUUUUGGUACUUCAGGAGCGAGGUUUGCGCUCAUCGACAAGCGAGGGACAAUUCAUGAAUAUCCUCAUUUUAUGAGUGAAGAAAAGGUGGAUUGGGCUCGUUCAUGGAAAGCGACACUCUUCUCACUACUUGAAGACAUUCCAUCUCAUCUCCGCAAGCUAGUUGCUUCCAUUUCCAUUGAUGGGACUUCUGCAACUACUCUCAUUGUAGACAGCAACACAGGGGAACCAUUAUGGAGACCUCUCCUAUAUAACGAGAGUUGCCCUGAUGCUUUACCAACAGUUAAGUCUAUAGCUCCUCCAAACCAUACAGUCUGCUCUGGUUCCUCCACUCUGUGCAAGCUUGUCUCAUGGUGGGAGAAUGAUGAUUCAAAUAAAAAAUCUGCACUUUUGUUGCACCAAGCAGAUUGGCUUUUGUGGCUUCUUCAUGGAAAGCUUGGAGUGUCUGAUUAUAAUAAUGCCCUGAAGGUUGGUUAUGAUCCUGAGCUUGAGUCCUAUCCACCUUGGCUCCUCUCUCAGCCAUAUUCACAACUUUUACCUUCUGUCAGAGCUCCUGGAACUUCAAUUGGUCAUUUGAAAGAGGAUAUAAGAUCAGAUUUUGGUUUCCCAAAUGAUUGUGUUGUAUGCACAGGAACCACUGAUAGUAUAGCAGCCUUUCUAGCAGCUCGUGCAACACAACCUGGGAAAGCUGUAACUUCUUUGGGUUCGACACUUGCCAUAAAACUGUUGAGCACUACUAGGAUUGAAGAUGCACGGUUUGGGGUGUAUAGUCAUCGCCUUGAUGAUAAGUGGCUUGUUGGAGGUGCUUCAAAUACUGGUGGAGCAGUUCUUAGACAAAUUUUUACUGAUGAGCAACUGGUGAAGUUGAGUGAACAAAUUAAUCCCAUGGAAGCCUCUCUUCUAGACUACUACCCGCUGCAAACAAUUGGCGAGAGAUUUCCUGUGGCAGAUCCGAAUAUGGCUCCUAGGUUAGAUCCACGUCCAGAAAGCGAGGUUGAGUUUUUGCAUGGGAUUCUUGAAUCCAUUGCACGCAUAGAGGCAAAAGCUUACAGCUUGCUGAAGGAUCUAGGAGCAACUCAAGUUGAUGAAGUGUUCACAGCUGGGGGUGGCGCGAAAAAUGAGAAAUGGACAAAGAUAAGAGAGAGGGUACUUGGCUUACCUGUGAGUCGUGCAACUCAAACAGAGGCUGCUUAUGGAGCUGCUUUAUUGGCGUUGAGGGGAACUGGUGAGAAAUGAAUGUAUUAUAUGUAGCAUACUAGCAUGUAUAUCAGGUUGAAGGUGGUGAAGAAAGCUAACAUUUCAAUGAUGAUAAUUGUAUACUUAUUCAUUUGAUACCAAUGUCAAUAUAAACUUAGGC
Messenger RNA from Prunus mume (Japanese apricot), 1632 nucleotides. RefSeq names its product xylulose kinase-1 (gene XK-1). Gene Ontology annotation, cellular component: cytosol. The record is from RefSeq and is a predicted model, not a curated record. Lineage: Eukaryota; Viridiplantae; Streptophyta; Magnoliopsida; Rosales; Rosaceae. Gene Ontology annotation, biological process: xylulose metabolic process; phosphorylation. Gene Ontology annotation, molecular function: D-ribulokinase activity; D-xylulokinase activity.